AUGUCAGUGAGAGCCCGCAAUGCUCUAAGAGGCUCCCGAGCACUCCUCAGACCGCCGAGCCAUGCGCCUUACAGGACCAUGAUAAAAAAAGAGCCGGAGCAGAUGCAGAAGCCAAAGGGAAAGCGAACAACAAGGCCCUGGCCAAGUGGUGUAAUGCUGCCAGCAGCCAAAGUAGCACGUCCGAUACCUGCAGACCCAAGUGCCAAGUAUGCCAUUAUACAAAUCCCGAAUACCUCCACAGCGUUUUCAGAAUGGCCGACGCUCAACAAGUUCAAACCAGCGCUGCAACCACGAACAAGUGGAACUAUACCUCCUGGUACAAGCGCAGGCGUUCAGGCAACAGUCGAUCCCGAUAUGGAGAUGGCGAUUCUUCCUUACUUGUAUAACGAUCUCGGCGUGCUGAUCUUUGAAGGCCCGCAGUGGGAGCAGGUCAGGAUUAUGUCAAAUAUCCUGCAGAGCGUUGAAUGUGAAGAGUGUAGACUGCCGAAAAGAGAUUGGACUAUGGGCAGCGCAUUGUUCGAGGUGAAGUAUGACAAGUGGAACGUAUAUCGUAUAAAGUUGAAUCCAAGAAAGCACAUCGAGACCACGUAUCAGAAAGGCAGAAAGAAACACAGCAUAACACCUAAUGGACUGUAUAGCCUUACCAAUAUUGCACUCGAGAAAUGGGAGGCGGAUGGGAUAGGAGGACCCGUCCCUCUUAAAACUGUGCCUGGUUCUAUCGAGAUGCAUAUUGUGAACCACAUUGACGGCCCAGGGCUAGCGAAUGAUACCAUCAAUGGGUCGUAUCUACCACAACUGCAUGCCUACGUUGCGACCGGGAUUAGGGACAGCACAAUCUACAUGAGCAUCGAGUUUCAUACCGUUGGCACAAGACGCUUGGUCGGCGUCACGAACCUCAAACUCAGGCCGACCUUCGAAAUCCCAUCCGCCAAAGGCACGGCCAAGGAGCCCCCUCAAGGGGUUGAUAGACACACCGAUUUCGACCAAAAGUCCGCCUCCGUCGAGGGACAGAUGAAGGCCGGUAGGAAAGGAGAUACUUAUUCCAUAAAGCAAGCACUUCAGCCUCCACCAACCCAUGCCAGCAGCAUAGAAUCUCUGCGGGAGCUCUAUGACAAGCUUGUACCAAGUGGUACACACCGAAACAGCGAGAUAUAUAGACGAGCAAUGUUCAAGGUAUACGAACUGGAGUUCAAACUCUGGGCGCAGAGGAAGAGGAAUAUUGGGAAGGAAGGAAAGAAAGGAUGA
Fusarium fujikuroi IMI 58289 is the source of this 1245-nucleotide messenger RNA. RefSeq lists its product as uncharacterized. Bases 1 to 1245 code for a protein of 414 amino acids. The record is from RefSeq and is a predicted model, not a curated record. The transcript has 3 exons. NCBI's taxonomy places the organism in Eukaryota, Fungi, Ascomycota, Sordariomycetes, Hypocreales, Nectriaceae.